CAAAGAAAAUCAAAAUUAUGAAUCUGUAAAAAAAAUUAAAAGGGGCGUGGGUGUGUGUGUGCGUGUGUGAGAGAGAGAGAGAAAGAGAGAGUGAAACAGCGCAAAGAAGAUACAAAAUUGAGACGAGGCUGAACAAAAAUAAGAGUGUUUAGUUUCCCUUCUGAUGGUCGUGAGUGGUUCCUCCCCACUAACUUCGAAGAGGAGAAGGGUCACCAACUUUUGUUCCACCGACAUGGACGCUGAAACUGCUAAGGCCAAGCUUGCUGCUGUGAAAGAAAGAUUUGGACGAGAGAUCCAUGUUUUUGAAACAUCAGUUCUUUCUUCAUCUUCAAAGGCUGCGUUAUCCAAUGAAGGAGAGGAGACGGAUGACUUCUAUGAGUUUACUGCUGAAGAUUAUUACAGACUUUUGGCUACUAAAAGAGAAGAUAAAUUCUUGAAGACUCGAAAACUACGAGAAGCAGAAGAGGCAGCUCGUAGGUCAAGAAUAACCAAAGCUGUAAUCAGAAUUCGCUUCCCUGAUAAUCACACUUUGGAGGCUACAUUCCACCCAUCCGAAACAAUCCAGAGUUUAAUUGAUCUCCUCACUAAAGUUAUUGCACAACCAGAGCAACCAUUCUAUAUAUACACUACUCCGCCUAAGAAGGUGAUCAAUGAUAUGUCUCUGGAUUUUUACACUGCUGGCUUUUGUCCUGGUGCCAUUGUGUACUUCUCAUACAAUGUCCCAAAAGGUGAUAGCACUGUGGGUGACCAUACUAGUCCUUAUCUCCAAGAAGAUAUCUUGUCUUUAAAGGAUUUGCACAUUGCAAUUGAUCAAGGCCAGCAAUCUGAGCCUGUAGUACAGCCAGACCCUGAACCUACCGUAGCAGCACACCCCCCUCCUGUUGAAGAACGCAAACCCACCGAGAAAAAGGUUGUUAAACCAAAGUGGCUAAAAAUGUGAUUUCACUUUCUUAUAGGCCCAGUGAUCAUAUUGUUGCAGAAAAGGAGCUUCACUUGGGCUCUAUCUAGAUACAUACAUAUAAAUGACUUAUUGAGGUCACUAUUCUUGUGGAUUAAGACAUUAAAUCUUAGUUCAAUGUAUCAUGAAGGGUCCACAAGAACACAACAUAGUUACUUUUCUCUUCAGCCUUUCUUCCUUUUCUACCUUCUGCUUUUCCUGAAUUUGUAGAUAAUGUGUGCAAAUGUUGGAUAAAAUUCUUUUGGUGAAUGCAACUGUCUCGGCACAGGUGUAUGUGUUGUUUCAAUAGAAUUUUUCUUUGCUGCUGA
Molecule: messenger RNA, 1266 nt
Organism: Glycine soja
Lineage: Eukaryota; Viridiplantae; Streptophyta; Magnoliopsida; Fabales; Fabaceae
Product: plant UBX domain-containing protein 1-like
Exons: 7
Coding region: 164-940 (258 amino acids)
Biological process (GO): protein-containing complex disassembly
Molecular function (GO): ATPase binding
Source: RefSeq, a predicted model, not a curated record